This is a messenger RNA of Haliotis rubra (blacklip abalone), 833 nucleotides long. Its product is annotated as plasminogen-like. Lineage: Eukaryota; Metazoa; Mollusca; Gastropoda; Lepetellida; Haliotidae. The coding region runs from base 218 to 661 and encodes 147 amino acids. The transcript has 4 exons. The record is from RefSeq and is a predicted model, not a curated record.
CCUGGUCGUCGACCCGCCAGGUUGUGUCGCCUCUCUCGCGGCGUUUGUGUGUAGUGACCAGGUCCUGUCUAAUGUGUGUCCGGUCCUGUGUGGCCUUUGCGCUCCCAGGUGUGAGAAAGUUUGUCACAAUGGCGGAACUCUACAGGAUGACGUCUGCCAGUGCGCAUGUCCGGGAAACUACACUGGGGACUUCUGUGAAGAAUCGGUCGAGCUGUGCAUGUCACCGCCGAAUGUACCGAACGCCGACGUGUUAGUUGUGGACAAGAUGGCGGUUUACACGUGCAGAGCGGGAUCAGUGAGCACGGGAGGCAGUGUGUACAACUCGACGUGUGGUGUGGACGGGGCCUGGACACCCACCAACUUAUCAUGUACUGAUGCAACUAGCUGCUACUUGACGAGAAACGGCGUCCGACUUUACCAGGGAACACUAUCUACGACCAACAGUGGUCUGACGUGCCAAAACUGGACUUCUCAAUCUCCGAACAGACACCGUUACUCGGACGUUCAUUUUGAGAACCUGGGUGAGACGGCGGCCCUGGCCGUGAACUACUGUCGAGACCCCUCGGGAAGAGGUGUGCGUCCCUCCGGCCGACUCUGGUGCUACAACGGGGCAUCGAGACGUCCUAGGUGGGACUGGUGUGACGAUGUGCCCAAAUGUUAAUAACUCUUAAUUAAACUGCAAUAGUUAAACAAAGUGAUGUAUUAUACUAUCCACACUUUGAUAAGGAUCAAAUCAUGGCUUCAACAGAAAACAAUUAUGUGCGGUCAAAUUUGGUUUAAAUACCUAAGCAUAUUGCAAGCAUGGAUCCUAGGUUUCAGUAUUGCAUCUUGUG